AUGGUUCGGCUGCCCAACACGGCAACGUUCGGGGAGCUUCUCGCAUGCGCUCGAGAAAAACGACAGGGGGUCCUUGAGCUUGAAGGCCCUGUGUACGGGCGCGAUGGUGAACUAGACACCACAUUGCGGGAUGGUUGGGUACGCAAUAGCUGCAAGGUUGAUGGAACGCUGCACAUAGGCCUUGCGGUCGUCGUUUCGUUUCCUCGCGGAAGCCAGAGGCCGCUGUCUCUCACCAUGGGGCCAGGCGCCACGAUUGGCGACGUGAAACAGAGGAUAUGUGUCGAACACGGCAUUAUCCCAAGCCGCCAAGGCUUGACGAUCUGCGGAGGGGCGCAGCGACUAGGAGCUAACGUUACCCUCAAGGAAUGCUGCGUAUCGGGGGUUCCAGUGGGAGGGUUUUCAUCGAAGGACUGGGGCGAGCUACGUCUUGAGCUACACGUUGCAAUGAAAAUUUCGAGCCAAGGCUGGUCCGCCAGCGAGUUCAGAUGCGCCGUUGGCGUCGGUCUUCCAUCCCGAGGCACCGAUGUACUACGGUCCCCCUCGCAGCCCUCUCACCUCACACCAUCACCACCGGCAGCGGCCACCUACGUCCCACAAAACAACGAACAUAGCUCCUUGACGACAGCGUCAUCUUUGCUCCGCAGCGGCGCUAGCACGGUCGAGAUUCGACCCGCCAUCGAGCACGAAAGCGGUCCUUACUCAACCGUCAUGUUUGCUCUAAGCCCGUCCGGCCGGGCGCUGACGCUGACCAUGGCGCCGACCGCCACGGUCCUAGACGCCAAGACACAAGUGGCCGCCUUCGAAGGGGUGCCCCCCUGCCGGCAACGCCUCCUGUGGAGGGGGAUCCUCAUGGAGCCCGACGGCGUACUGCUGAAAAGGCUUGGAGCGCGGAGCGGCGACACGCUGAUCGUGGGCUACCGCGUUGGCCCUUGCGCGCCACCCGAGGUGAUGAGGCCGGUGGUCGAACUGGAAGGGAAUGCCGCAGGUGACGACGACGCCCUAACCGCGGACGCGGCGAUAAGCCCUACACAUUCCGCGUCCCACCACCGACCGUGUGGAGCUCAACGGGGGACCGUGGACAGUAGCGGUAGCAGCAACAUCGACGGGGAUAUUCCAGAACAGGGGACCUCGGGCGUCGAAUCUGCAGCGACGGUCGCGGACGGAGACCAAAACAACGACGUCGUAGCCCCGGAAGGAGGUGGCGGCGACGGUGGUGGUGGUGGCAGCGGCAUGGGCGUUGACGAGCCUGCGGGCGCCUGGGUCAACGUUGUCAGAAAUGGCGGGGUCGACGUUGUCGACGGGGCUCAAAGAGGCAGCGGAAGCGGAGAAACAGAACAUGACGGCAACGCAAGCGGCGCGACAUCUUCUCCCCGAUCUGAAGCUCGGCCGGGAAGCGAAAAAUCGGGAGGGCGGCGAGCGUGGUGGGCAAAGAGGAUGGCCACGCGGAGCUUGAAGGGAAGCCGGAGCUCCGACGAGCACGGCUGGGGUGCCACCGGCGCCGCUGCAGCUCUGCGUGGAGCGGUGGGUGCAUCGUCGUUGUCGGCAUCCAGCCCUUCCGCCAACUCUACCAACAACAGUGCGGACACGCGCCGUGUUCGUGUUUCCCCCGCACCGGCGGUACCCGUUCGCCAGAACGCCACCCACGGUGUCGGCAGGGCCGGGGGCCGCAUCCUCCAAGGUAUUGGGGCGGGGGAUGCCAGUUCGAUGUAUGAUUCUCCUCCUGCGAGCGCAGCGGCCAGGAGGCAGCAGCGACGCAUACCGUCGGUCGGGAGACCGAAGUUGAAAGUCUGGGCGCGUUGGAAAUAUGGUCGCCGUGUGCCUACACCCCCCGUUCCGCCUGCCGGUGAUGGUGGUGGAAGGGGGUGA
Ectocarpus sp. CCAP 1310/34 is the source of this 1866-nucleotide messenger RNA. NCBI's taxonomy places the organism in Eukaryota, Phaeophyceae, Ectocarpales, Ectocarpaceae. The record is from the annotation of a GenBank genome assembly.